Parasteatoda tepidariorum (common house spider) is the source of this 2930-nucleotide messenger RNA. Its product is annotated as GTP-binding protein GEM-like. The record is from RefSeq and is a predicted model, not a curated record. NCBI's taxonomy places the organism in Eukaryota, Metazoa, Arthropoda, Arachnida, Araneae, Theridiidae. Gene Ontology annotation, molecular function: GTPase activity; calcium channel regulator activity; GTP binding. Gene Ontology annotation, cellular component: plasma membrane.
CCGGGAAAACCAGACUUUCCAGGACCGCCUUUGAUGUUGUGUGAUCCUGAAACUUUUACCGGAAAAGUAAGAUUACAUCCUUCUAUAUUCAGCGAUUGAAAUAUUUGUCUUUUUCGUUCUUAUUGGACUCGGAACUAAUGGUGAAGACAGCAUUUUACGAACGGGUUUGGAAUCUUCGUAAAAAUAAUGAGAGUCUUGUAAAUUUCUAUCGGAUGUUUACGUUUAACGCCUAUUAAAACCGAAACUCUUCAUUACUAGCAAAGGUAUAAAUUUAUUUCUGCAUCUUUUAACUUAUAAUUCAUAUUCUUCAAUUACUGUUGCUAAAUUUUGAAACACAUUUGACAAUAACAUUUUUCUCUAGAAUUAGAUAAUACUAAAAAUAGAACUGAAGCGAAAUUUGCUGUUUUGUAGUGUGUGUAAAAGUUGCGUCGAACUAUGAUAAUACUAUUUGCAGAAGAAAUGCAUAUAUUGCUGCAAUUACUUCCACAGCACUAAAAAAUAUUUCUAGAAAUAUUUGUCAGCAAGCUUUAUAGCUUAUUUUACUUGCUAAAUUGUAAAGUGAUUCGCUGAUUACUAUAAACACCGACAUAUUAAGUUAUACUGAUAAAUGAAUUACCGAUGUAAAAGCUUAUUAAUUCUUUUAUAAUUCAUAGUGAGUGAUAUUGAGUCGUCAUCUAUGAAUAUUGAUUGAUAUUGAGUCCUCACCUGUAUUGAUUGACAUUGCUUUUUCAGCUAUUUGCAUUGAUAUUGAUUCUGCAGCUCUUUUGAUUAUAAUAAGCCGUACAUUUAUGCAAACUCUUGAUAUCUUAAGCCAUAGAAUUCAUUUAUCAUUUUAUGCGUUGAGUUUAGAAUACUCAGUUACCAAGAAUUGAAAAGUUUAUUCAGGAAUUCGACGAAUAUGCUGUCCAUUAAUGAUCAUCUUGUGAAAUACAUAUCUUUGGCUCAGUGAUACAAGAACAAUAGGUAUAUUUGCAACUACGAACAUGGACCCAGAAGACGAUGAAUAUCCACUGAAUUUGGAUAGUCCAAAGCGGCAUUCCGAUCCAGCUCCUUGCACCAGCUCCAACGACUCCCGCCCUUCCUCUACAUCAGCAUUCGCCUUCAGUGUACCGGACUUGAGAAGCUACUCCCAGGGUACUUUGCGAGGGUCAUCUGCAUCUCCAGCCAGAAGUCCACUACCAGAUGGAACACCAAGGUCGGGAACACCGAGUCCAGCUCGACCCUCCCUGGGAGCAACUCGACGUGGUAGGCAUCACCUUAAGCACAGGCGGUACAGUCAAGGGUACCCAAGCCCUCCUCUUACCAGCUCCUACUUCACUACUGCUGGAAGAAGAGCAACCCAUCCUCAUAUGUCACCAGGACGCUUUCGAAGAACCUCUUUAUGGGUUGAAGAGGACCCUUGGGCUACUUACAGAGCUCGUUCUGGUAGUAUACCAGUACCUAAUGGCGAUGACAAGCCUUUCGCAGCAGAUGAAGGAUGCUAUAGACUUAGAAGUUUUAGUGUCACAUCGAAAGGCAUUGUCAAUCUUGGAGAUAUGGUGCGAGCUAGGUCGCCAAGCGUCACAUCGGAAGAUUCUAGUUCAGGUGUCGAACAUGAUUUUCGGGAGAGGCUUUCGUCUGUUGAAUCGACUAUUUCUGUGCUGACUCCUCCAACAAGGUAUAAGGUGCUGCUUCUUGGUGCAGAAGAAGUCGGGAAGUCUUCUCUGUUGGCGCAGUUUACAACGUCUGAAUGUUUGACCACCGUGGCAACUGACAUGCAGGAGUCGUUAGAUGGUAGUCAAGAAAGAACAGUGUCUUUGUUAGUUGAUGGCGAAGAAACAGAAUUGUCAUGCGAAGAUCCGCACGAUUCUACAUUUGAAGUAGAAGAUUCCACUUUUGCUUCAACCGAUGCUUUUCUGUUGGUUUAUUCCGUUACAAAUAGAAAGACUCUCUCAUUUGCAUUUCAAACUCUUGAAAAACUCCGAAGAAAAGAAGCCAAAUGCCAAUACAUCUACCCAAAUUUAGGACCUAAAGUCUAUAUUUUAGUAGCCAAUAAGGUCGAUUUGGUACGAAGUAGAGUCAUCCCCUCAGGAGAAGGAAGAUCAUUUGCUGACAGAUACGACAUCAAAUACAUCGAGACUUCUGUAGGUUUUAAUCACAAUGUUGACGAAUUACUUGUAGGCAUUGUUACUCAAAUUCGACUGAAAAAACAGCAGCACCAGAAUUCCCGAACGUCGGUGAAGAACUUUAUUGCCAAAUCAAUGAAAUUCACAAACAAGGCCAAAGGUUUCAUGGACAAACUGUUACAAAAGUGCGACCUCAAAACAAGAUCUUGCGAUAAUUUAAAUGUCUUGUAAAUGUUUAAAUGUGCUUCACACUGAUCGCCAUUAGUGGUGCAUGUUAAAUUGAUUGGUUCAAUGUUUGUUAGUUGCAAAUCUGCUCGUAAAGUUAUUAUAUUCUAAUAGCUGUUCUUCUGUCAUCUGAAGAAUCGAUUUCGAUGUAAAUUUGGCAUUUUUUCACAGAGCAAAGUCAUUACAAAAUUGUUUGCUAGUCAUAUACUGGGUCAUUCCAUAAUCUCUAUGCAUUUGUUAGUUACAUCAAUGCAAAGUGUUAGAGAAACCAGAAACUACAUGCAUGUAGCAAAUUUAUAAGCCAAUUUAAGAGGUUACAUUAUUUUAUCGGUCCUACAGUGGACUGAUCAUAAAGACGCGGUUCCUAAUAAAUCUCCUAUGUCAAGCAGCACUAGUUGUGGGUGGGACAAUUUUGAUCAAAUUGCGAAGCGACAGAGGUCCUCGUAAAACUGUUCUGCAGUGAAGUGCUUGAUUUCGCGCCCAGGUAGCGAAAUCUGCAGUACAACGGAAGAGGAAGAUACCGACAUCCAAGGCUGAAUAAAGAUUUUGUGGAUCCAAGGAAUAAAUUCCUUGUAAGCCUCUUCCUCAAGGCACAACAAG